Morone saxatilis (striped sea-bass) is the source of this 6823-nucleotide messenger RNA. It is a transcript of the gene phldb1b, whose product is annotated as pleckstrin homology-like domain, family B, member 1b. Gene Ontology annotation, cellular component: basal cortex. Gene Ontology annotation, molecular function: protein binding. The record is from RefSeq and is a predicted model, not a curated record. Lineage: Eukaryota; Metazoa; Chordata; Actinopteri; Moronidae. Gene Ontology annotation, biological process: regulation of microtubule cytoskeleton organization.
AGCACACCGCUGGACCUGAUUGAGACUGGAAAGGGGCUGAAGUUCCAAGCAGAGCGCCCCCACCUGGUCAGCCUGGGUAGUGGACGGCUGAGCACAGCCAUCACCCUGCUGCCCCUGCCCGAGGGCCGGACCACACUGGGUCAUGGCCCCAUGGACAUCAGCAUCCAGGGCCCCGGGGUGGCCGCCCAGCACUGCUACAUAGAGAACAGGUCAGGGGUCAUCACGCUGCACCCCUGCGGGAACCCCUGUGCCAUUGACGGGCUCCAGGUCACACAGCCCGUCCGUCUGUCACAAGGCUGUAUGCUGUGUUUUGGCCAGUCAGCCUUCUUCCGCUUCAACCACCCUGAAGAAGCCUUCAGGAUGAAGAGCAUGGUACCCCAGGGAGGAAGUGUCUCCGCCAGAGACUACAGACUAUGCCCAGACACAGAGAGCUUGGUCAAUGGGAAUCACCAGGCCGGUCCAGCCCAGUCUCCCCCAGCUCCUGGAGAGAGAGUCCAGUCUGAGCACAGUGCAAUCGUCAGCUCUAUUGAGAAGGACCUCCAGGACAUCAUGGACUCUCUAGUCAUGGAUGACCCCCAGCCUUCUUCUUCAGAGGGCAAAAAGCCACCUGAAGGCCAACCCAUUCCGCACUCCCCUCUUUCACCCAUGGUCAAUGGAGGGGGCCGGUAUCUGCUGUCCCCUCCUACCAGCCCAGGGGCCAUGUCCGUUGGGUCCAGCUACGAGAAUACAUCCCCUCCCUUCUCUCCCCUCUCCUCUCCCUCAGCGGCCAGCAGUGGGAGCUUUACCAGCCCGUCUCCUAGUGGAGGACCCCAGGACCAGAGUUCUUCUCUGCCACCAGUGCCUGUACGCUCCUCUAGCUACAACUUCACCACCCAGCCUCCACCUGUACCCCAGCCACGGACCAUACUGCCUAACUUUAGCAGCAGCGGGGUGGGCCAGAAGGUUCAGGAAAGCCCCAGGCUGCAGAGGAAGGUCUUUAUAGAGGCUCCUCCAAGCCCCAAGCCAAGCCGCAGAGGCCUAGGCCAAGAUGGCUCUGAGAGCCCCCGACAGACCCCUCUUCUGUCCUCUACGGAAUCUCUCAGUAGUAGAAACAUUGUGCCAAGUAGCCCCAGACUCACUCCCAAAUUCCCCACCUGUCCAUCCCCGUCGCCCUCCAGUCCCAGGACCAAGACAACCACAGUGCUCCAGGAAAGGCCUGCCAGCCCUUUCAGAGAGCAGACCAGUCUAGCUGAUUGCUCCUCCAGCCCAUCCAGGCAGCUUUCCCAACCCACCAGAGCCUUUCAGCCUCCCUUGGAUCCCAUCGUCCACAUCAUCCAAGGAUCGCCGCUCCAGCAGCAUCCACGUUCACUGCAGCCCCCUGAAAGUCCUCGCAUGGCCAGGAGAAACAUGGAGCUGAACGGCAGUGGCAGUGGAGGGGGCAGUAGUAUGAGAGAGCUGCCACCACUUAGCCCCUCAAUGGCUCGGAGAGGGGUCCCGGUACUCCCUGGGGCACUCCCAGGUACAGUCCCCACCUUGAGGACUCCAGAUAGUCCUUCAGGCCUUAGCAAAUUUGUCCCAGAGAGUCCCAGGCUCAGACGCAAGUCUGGAUCUACAUCUGAGGAGCAUUGCAGCAGGGGGAUCCGAGCCCGCAGUCCGUCGCCUACCUCUAUGAUGAUGGAGGGUGGUGGUGGUGCAGGAGUACGGAAGGCGAGCUUUGGGAAUUCCCUGUCACCUGCUUACAGUCUGGGCUCCCUGCCUGGCUCGUCCCCCGUUGCCAGCCCCAGGACCCAUAGGAAGAUGUCUGCAGGGAGACCCCACCCUGGGAUGAGGGAAAGGAAGAACAGCAUCACAGAGAUCAGCGACAACGAGGACGAGCUGCUGGAGUACCACCGACGACAGAGAGAGGAGAGGCUUCGAGAGCAGGAAAUGGAGAGACUGGAGAGACAGCGACUAGAGACCAUCCUGAACCUCUGUGCCGAAUACAACAAAGGAGAAAGCACCGGCCUGGAGCCCCUGGGCUCAGGGAGGACAGGGUUUCCCGGGGGGCUGUCGGACAGCAUGGGGCGGAGGCCGUCCAUGGAGAAUGCCCACGGAGGGACACCGUCCUCCGCAACGCUCCGCCUGCUGCAGAGACAGAGGGAGAGCGACGAGGAGAACCUGAAGGAGGAGUGUAGUAGUACAGAGAGCACACAUCAGGAGGUGAGGACAUCUCCUGCUCUCAGCACAGCAUCAGCACUGCACAAUGGAGACAGACAGCAUGAGGACUCAUCCAGUUCAGGCAGCGCAGGUCGCCUGGAGCUGGGUUACCUGGAAGACGAGCGGGUUCGCGUUCUUGCUCGGAUCGAUGAGCUCAAAACCCGGCUGAUGGAGCUGGAGCAGCAACUCCAGGAGUCCAAACAGGAGGCGGAGAUGGAGCGUGCCUUGCUGCAGGGCGAGAGGCAGGCGGAGCUCGACCAGAUUGAGGCUGAGACAGACAUCAUCACUCAGCUGCAGCACAAGCUGGACGAGCUGGAGAGCGCCAUCCAGAGAGAGAAAGACAAGGAGAGGGCUAAUGUUGAGGCCGAGCGCCGGGCCCUGCAGAGCCUCCAGGAGGGCUACGCUGAGCUGAAGAACCAGCUUCAUAACUGUCCCGAGUCCCUGCGAGAACAGUUGCAGGAACAGCUCAAAAGGGAUGGAGAGGCGUUGGAGACAGGAACCAAAAAGUUCGAGGACCUUGAGUUUCAGCAGCUGGAGAGAGAGAGCAGCCUGGAGGAGGAGAGAGAAACCAUCAGCCAGCAGCUGCUCCAGGAGAGAGCAGAGUACCACAGCAGCGUGGCCAAGAGGAAGGAGAAGGUGUCUGCUCUGGAGAACCAGGCCAACCAGCUCGGCCUGCAGGCAUCUCAGGAGUGCGAGCGGCUGGCCAAAGACAGGACCCUCACGCUGCAAAUGCUCCAAAAGGUGUUCCGCUCUAAGCUGGACAGUGAUCCAGGCUUGUCUUUUCAUCAGCCUAAAUCAGGCUCCGCGUCCCCUCUGCAGCACGGAGCAGCGACACUGGGACGCAACGCCAGCUCAAAGAGCCCCCUGCUGGCGGCCAACAGCACCGGCAGUCUGCCCAGGAACCUGGCUGCAACCCUACAGGACAUUGAGACCAAGAGACAGCUCGCUCUGCAGCAGAAAGGUCAGCAGGUGAUCGAGGAGCAGCGCCGCCGUCUGGCCGAGCUCAAACAGAGAGCGGCGGCCGAGGCCCAGUGUCAGUGGGAGGCGCUCCACGGCUCCCAGCCCCACCUCAUGACCUCGUCCUCCUCGUCGCCCUCCUACUCCCCAGUCAUGUCCUAUAGCCCCGCGCUGAGCCACGGCUCCGUAGGCCCCCCACCUCUGGUCCACCACUCCAUCCUGCACCACCAGCCCCCGUCAGCCGGAGAGCAGCCCUACGACACGCUGAGCCUGGAGAGCUCCGACAGCAUGGACACCAGCAUUUCCACGGGCAACAACUCGGCCUGCUCACCAGAUAACAUGUCCAGUGUCGGAGGAGUGGACGCGAUGAAGAUCGAGGAGAUGGAGAAAAUGCUGAAGGAGGCGCAGCUGGAGAAAGCCAGACUUAUUGAAUCGCGGGAACGAGAGAGCCUGGCUCGCCGUCAGAUGCUGGAGGAAGAGAGGAGGAGGAGGGAGGAGGCGGAGAAGAGACUGCAGGACGAAACCUUCCACCGGCAGCAGCUAGUGGAGAAGGAGGUCAAGAUGAGGUCCAAGAACUUCUCUCAGGCCCGUCCAAUGACUCGCUACCUGCCCAUCCGGAAGGAGGAGUUCGACCUGCGCUCCCACGUGGAGUCGUCGGGCCACAGCGUGGACACCUGCUACCAAGUCAUCCUCACAGAGAAGAUGUGCAAGGGCUACCUGGUGAAGAUGGGAGGCAAGAUCAAGUCCUGGAAGAAACGCUGGUUCGUCUUCGACCGCCUCAAAAGGACCUUCUCCUACUACGUCGACAAACAUGAGACCAAGCUGAAGGGUGUGAUCUACUUCCAGGCAAUAGAAGAGGUCUAUUAUGAUCACCUCCGCAGUGCCACAAAGAGCCCGAACCCCUCCCUGACCUUCUGCGUAAAGACCCACGACCGGCUCUACUACAUGGUGGCCCCCUCAGCAGAGGCCAUGAGGAUCUGGAUGGACGUGAUCGUCACAGGAGCAGAGGGAUACACACAGUUCAUGAACUGAGAGACGCGUGCAGCAAAGGUGACGAGCAGAUAGUUUCGGCAGGGACUCUCCCAUCACAGACUCUACAGCCCCCCCCCAACCCAUCCGUUUCCAGUCCACCGCGGACACAACGCCUUGUUUGUUACUUUUCAUUUUUAAUCUCACAUUAUGAUUUUUACUAUGUAGACGUUUCACCUCCACAUUUUCUAUGUGAUUUCUGUUCUGAAAAAGGGAGCCCUCGGAGGACACACACAUUUACACACAUCUGUAUAUAAACCAAAAUGUAUACCUGUCAAAGACUUUUAAAAAGCCUUUCUAUAUUGCCAAAUGGAGAUCUUGUAGUUACUGUUUGUUGAACAUUUUGUAUUAUUUGUUUCCUUUCUUUCUUCUUUUUUUUUUUACUUCUAGAGAAAAUUGCCAAAUGACAUAAUGCCAAUGUUUUAUUUUGAGUGUUCCAUCAUGACUAUGCUCAGUUUAGACAGAAAGCAUCUCCAAUCAAAGGGUGUAAUCAAUUUAGGAAUAUAUUUGAAAGAAUCACAUUUAAAAUGUCUGAAUCCAUGAGAAAUAAUAAAUCAGUCAACAGGGACCGGAGGUGAUCUAAGAGUCCAGCACACUUGACUGUAAGAGUGACACAGUAAAACAGAGCAUCCUCCACAAGCUGCUCUUAGACUAAAGACUAAUACUAAAUGCAGCAUCUUCAGCACAUUACGCCAUCCAGAGCUUCAUCCCAGUCACAUUACUUCACAUAUUCUUACCAAAGUAACUGGAGGUACUUUGACCCACUAAGCUCAGGAGUUCACGCUGCAGUUCUCACUAUGGUUCGACUAAUAUGGGGUAAGGCUGGUACUGACAUUAGCAUUAAAGCUGCUAAUGAACAGUGUUUGGUGCAGAAUUCAUUAUAUAUAAAAUAUUAAUAAAAAGUGCUCUGAACCCAGAAUAACUGUCAUGUCUGUAUGCUGAAUAUGAAGCAACAGGCAUUUAGCUUAGCAUAAAGACUAGAAGGGAAACAGCUAGUCUGGCUCUGUCCAAAGGUAAAAACAAUUAGCUAAUAUGUUGUAUCUCAUUUGUUUGAUGCAGACAAAACAAUCAUGUAAAUACACUUCAUUUGUCACUUCUUUGACAAUUGUGGAGCUAAGCUAGGCUGAACAAGCUAAGCUACAUGCCUUUAAGAAUAUCCCCACAUUUUAAUACAAUUUACGAUGAAAUAAAAAAGGAGCCAAUCCAUCAUUUUAGCUGGAUGUUAGCCAACACCCAGACAGCCUGUAUAUUGGUCUAACCAUAGCUGCCACAUUCUCAGUGUACUAUAUGUGAUGAACAGGAGUAUUUCACUGUGUCUGUCUGAUGCCGACAUGUUGCCAACUCAAGGUGCAAACAGAAUAUCUACGUGCACACUGUAAACAGAUAAAGCUCUAUUUGCCAAGUAGCCUUCAGCUAACUUGAUGAUGCGACUACACAGCUGGGAAGCAGCCAUCAUCACUGCCAGCCUAAAGCAAAACCACCGGAGGGCGCUACAGAGACCACACCGCCACAGGACCAGGACAGGAUGAAAAAUACGGACUAAUGCAAUUCUGAACUGUGCCUUGACUAUGUGUUGUUAUUGAUGCCGUGAGUCCAGCACAGCCUCGCUGGAAGGCUACAAUUGUAUGAAUGCAUUUUAGUUUGUGUUUCUGGACUGUGAUGCAGUACGUGGACAGGUUGGCAUGAGGUCUGUACACCGUUACGGGGACGUCUGAUGGGUACAGGCAGAGAUACCGAAGGCCCGGAGCACAGUGGGGAUCAGUUAGCUCACUGUUAUAAUUUAAACUCAAUGUACAACAUAUUAAGUAGAUUCAUUUAUAUUAUUAAAGGAACACUCAGUUUUCAGUCAUCAUCAUGGGGAACUAAUCAGUCUGGAGGAGCUGUGUCGGGUCUGAGAAAAUAACCCUGAUGAUGUCAUCAGUGUCUUCAAUUUGACCAUUUUUUAAAAUCUCUUUAGCAAGUUCCUCUUUCUUUGCUGGAGUGCUCCUUUAAAUCCUAACCAAUCAGAGAUGCAGAUGCUUGUUCUGUAAGCAUAUUAAACAGUUUAACAACUUUUGUUAAUUUUAAUGAUUAUUAUAAGAGUUUCAUAACCUUUCCUAUGUCCUUGCCCUUUUGGUGCAAGCUCUGCUUCAUUAGUUUCCUCUGUAGAAAAACUCUAGCUAACUAGCUAGCUAAUUUACAUCAAUUGUUAGUUAGCUAGUUACGUCUGAAAGCCAAUGAUAGCAAAAGGCUUGCUAAAUAGCUAGCUAACAUUUUGCUAACACAACUUUUCAACAUAAAUGAAGCUAGCACAUAGCGAAGUAGAGAAAAGGGGCGGGACUUAUGAAUCCCCACUGUGAGCUGAGGUCUGCAUGCAUGAGGAUGGAUAUUGAAACCUGGUAUCUUCAGCUUUAACAGACUGUAAAUGACCGGGCUCGCCUGGCGUCUCCGUGUUGAUCAUCACGUUGUGAAUCUGUUGAUCGGCCAUGAACGUGUUUGUAGUUAACGGACGUUGUUUUCUGUUUUGUAGAGGCAGAGGACAAACUAGGCUGUGAUUAUUUGGAGCAUGUGGAACUGUUGUUUAGUUUCAUGUGUCGGUACAGUAAUAAUAAUUUAUGGUUGUGGUGCCUGAGAUAGUGACACGUUUACUGAAAAAAACAAAAAAAAAGACUAGUGAAAAGAC